Molecule: messenger RNA, 417 nt
Organism: Leptomonas pyrrhocoris
Lineage: Eukaryota; Euglenozoa; Kinetoplastea; Trypanosomatida; Trypanosomatidae
Exons: 1
Coding region: 1-417 (138 amino acids)
Source: RefSeq, a predicted model, not a curated record
AUGGUGUGCGGGCCGCGGAGGAGCACCCCUCUCUCCCUUCCUCCGUCUGGCCACCCCUCUGCCCGCCUGCGUGCGGCCGCUGCACCUGCGAGGAGUGCGAUGAUGAAAACACUUUCUAACGACGAGCGGACCGACUUGCACCCAUGCGGACAUUUCGAAUGUGUACAAAUGUUGAGCCUCCUGUGUGCGUGCGUGUGCGACCCUGUUCUGUUGCGGCCAUGCGCUGCUGCCUGCCGUGCGUGUGUGUGUGCUGUUGUGCGCUGCUUUUCACUUGCUUCCCUUUCCGUCCACGCGACGUCUCUGUCUAACGGGGUGCGGCGCUCUUCCGUCAGCGCACCUCGAUUUCAGGAGACGGAGAGUGCGCCUCGACGAGCGCUGUCCGAGGAGACCCGUAGCCGCUGCAACUCUUCUAGGUGA